AGAAAGGUCUGGCAGAGAAGCGAAGCUUUGAAUGAAUUAAGCACAGAGAGAGAGAGAAGAUGAUGCAUCUUCAAACAACUACAUCAUCUCGGGUUGUUCUUCUUCAAUCUUCCUCUUCUCCCCCUAUCCGCAGGGGAAUGCCAAGCAAACUAAUGUUGUGCUCUUUUGAGCAUCCCACAUCAAGUAAGGCUGUGGCCAGAAAUAUAUUAUCUGGGCUUGCUGCUUCAGUUGUAAUCCUCUCACAAGCAAAUCAGGUAAUUGCAGAAGAUUUAUCUCACCCCAAUAAUUUAUGCCAGCUUGCAAGUGCUACCAGUAACACAAUCACUCUUCCACUUGAUGAGGGGUCUGGGGAAAGAAGUGGGAAACUAAUGAUGAUGAGAGGUAUGUCAGCUAAGGAUUUUGACCCAGUGAGAUACUCUGGAAGAUGGUUUGAAGUAGCUUCCCUCAAACGUGGAUUUGCUGGACAAGGCCAAGAAGAUUGCCAUUGCACUCAGGGUGUAUAUACAUUUGACAUGGAAUCACCUGCUAUCCAAGUUGAUACUUUUUGUGUUCAUGGGGGCCCUAAUGGAUAUAUUACUGGGAUUCGGGGAAAGGUUCAAUGCCUGGAAGAGGAAGAAUUGGAGAAAAGUGCAACUGAUCUAGAAAAACAAGUGAUGAUUAGAGAAAAAUGUUACCUUCGUUUUCCUACAUUGCCAUUUAUUCCCAAGGAGCCUUAUGAUGUGAUUGCUACUGAUUAUGACACUUUUGCUCUUGUGUCGGGAGCAAAAGACAGGAGUUUUAUUCAGAUUUACUCAAGGACGCCUAAUCCUGGACCUAAAUUCAUAGAGAAGUACAAAGCUUACUUAGCAAACUUUGGGUAUGAUCCAAGUAAGAUCAAGGACACUCCACAAGACUGUGAGGUGAUGUCUAAUAGUAAGCUAGCAGCGAUGAUGUCCAUGUCCGGAAUGCAACAGGCUCUAACAAACCAGUUUCCUGAUCUAGGAUUAAAAUCACCCGUCGAAUUUAACCCCUUUACAAGUGUGUUUGACACUUUGAAGAAGCUUGUUGAGCUUUAUUUCAAGUAGACAUUUGAGCUCAAAAGAGUUGUAGUGUGCCUCUUGUAUUUAAUAUAGAGCUAUUGGAUACUAAUUCUUUUCUGUAACCUAUAAGUUCUUUUGUGAUGAGAAGCUUAUCCUGCAUGUUCUGCUUA
Molecule: messenger RNA, 1189 nt
Organism: Vitis riparia (riverbank grape)
Lineage: Eukaryota; Viridiplantae; Streptophyta; Magnoliopsida; Vitales; Vitaceae
Product: chloroplastic lipocalin
Exons: 5
Coding region: 60-1064 (334 amino acids)
Molecular function (GO): small molecule binding
Source: RefSeq, a predicted model, not a curated record